Phycodurus eques (leafy seadragon) is the source of this 2666-nucleotide messenger RNA. RefSeq names its product carboxypeptidase Z-like. Bases 232 to 2316 code for a protein of 694 amino acids. Gene Ontology annotation, biological process: proteolysis. The transcript has 10 exons. The record is from RefSeq and is a predicted model, not a curated record. Lineage: Eukaryota; Metazoa; Chordata; Actinopteri; Syngnathiformes; Syngnathidae. Gene Ontology annotation, molecular function: protein binding; metallocarboxypeptidase activity; zinc ion binding.
GUCACCUGUCAGCCAGCCAAUAACGGAGCUCAAAGCUCCCAAGUCGUGAGUUGCUCCGAAGGCAUCAAAACAUUACUUGACGCGCUUGUAACUUGAUAUCAAGGCGGUGGAAGUUGGAAUAAAGUCGCGUGGACGAGUGGGAUUUUUUAUUUUUUUAAAUUUUUUUAUUUAUUUAUUUUUUUUGGCGUUGGAAUUAUUUCGCCACAUCGCUGGAACACAAAAUUGUGGAAAAUGCGCCUCAUGCUCCUCGUCGCGCUGCAAAUUCUCAGCGCCGCGCAAGUGACGGCUUUGCCUCCACGAUGUGACUCGGAAAUUCGAGGUCACUGCAAGCCAGUCGUGGAGGAGAAACCCAAAUGCGAGGAGAUGCAGCUGUCCUACUGCGACAACAUGGGCUACGCGCAGACCAUGUUCCCCAACAUCCUCGGCCACGCCAGCCGCCAGGAGGCCGAGAGCGGCGUGGAGUAUCUCCUCAUGAGCGUGCUGGACUCUCUGCUGGGCGGCGAGUGCCACCCGGACGCGCGCAUGUUGGGCUGCUCCGUGUUGGCGCCACGCUGCGAGGGUGACAAGGUCCUGAAGCCGUGCCGGCAGGUUUGCGAGGCGGCGCGCAAACGCUGCGUCCACGCCUUCGAGGGAAUCCAGAUGGCCUGGCCUUACUUCCUGGACUGCGACCGCUUCUUUGUAGGGGACGAGGAAGGAUGCUACGAUCCGCUCCAGGACCUCAGAGCGCAAUCGGACGGAGACGACGACUACAUGUUGUUGGACGUGCCCCCGGUGGAACCGGCGCUGAAGAUCAAAUUCGCGUAUCACUCCAACGCGCAGCUCAAUAGCAUCUUGAAGCGGACAGAGCAGGAAUGCGCCGACAUCGCCAAAACCUACAGUAUCGGCCGCAGUACUGAGGGCAAAGAGCUGCUGGUCAUCGAGUUCUCCGACAGCCCUGGUCAACACGAGCUGCUGGAGCCAGAGAUGAAGUUCAUCGCCAACAUGCACGGGGACGAAGUGGUGGGUCGCCAGCUGCUGGUCUACUUAGCGCAGUACCUGUGCUCCGAGUACCGCCUGGGCAACGAGCGCGUCCGGACCCUGGUCAACACCACGCGCAUCCACAUCCUGCCCUCCAUGAACCCGGACGGCUCCGAGGCGGCGUUUUCCGGACAGCAGGACAGGAACAGCGGCGUCGAUGACGACGAUGACGAAGCGGGUCACGCCUAUAGUUCGACCAACGUUGGCCGGAACAACGCCCAGAACGUCGACCUGAACAGAAACUUCCCCGAUUUGACUUCCAUCGUUUACGCCCGACGCCGACAAAAGGGCUACCGCACCGACCACGUCCCGAUCCCGGACCAUUACUGGUUCGGCAAGGUCGCGCCCGAGACGUACGCCGUGAUGAAAUGGGUCCGCUCCGUCCCGUUUGUGCUCUCGGCUAACCUCCGCGGCGGCGAUCUGGUGGUGUCCUACCCGUACGAUCGCUCCAAGCACCCGCUGGAUCUCAAUCUGUUCUCCCCGACACCCGACGACAAGGUAUUUAAGUUUCUGUCCAGAAGCUACGCCGGCACGCACGAAAGCAUGUACACUGGGAACACCCGCUGUGGAUCGCCACACACGAACGGUCACAGAGGAACGGUGAACGGGGCGCAGUGGGCUAGCAGCGCCGGAGGCAUGCAAGAUUUCAACUACCUCCACACCAACUGCUUCGAGGUGACCGUGCACCUGGGAUGCGAGAAAUUCCCGCCCGAGGAGGAGUUGUUCAUCAGCUGGCAUGAAAACCAGGAGGCGUUGAUGUCGUUCAUAGAAGCAGUAAGCAUGCGACGCCUUUCGGCUUCCUGUUCGGUUGCCUUCAAAAUAAAAACAAAGAAAAAAUGUCCUCAGGUCCAUCGCGGUAUCAAAGGCAUCAUAAGAGACGCGGAGGGAAACGGAAUAAAAGGUGCGAGGGUAUCCGUGCGAGGAAUACGCCAUGACGUCACCACAGCUGAAAACGGAGAAUACUGGCGCCUCCUCAGCCCGGGCAUCCACAUCGUGUCGGCCUCCGCGCCCGGGUACACUCGAGCGGCCAAGAAGAUCCACCUGCCUCCCAUGAUGCACUCCGCCGGCCGGGUGGACUUUGUUCUGGAGAAGGCGGCGCUGGAGCCCGGCCAGCUGGAGGAGGAGGCCGCCGCCGCCGCCGCCUACGAACGCUUCGACCCCAACAACCAGUACGAACGCUACGUCCAGAUGGCGGAGGUCAGCCAAAGCCGCACGGAGAGAGUGGAGAAGCCCUGGUGGUGGAACUACUUCGUCCUGCCGGGGGCGCCCUCUCCGACUUGGCUUCUCUUGAGCCACUAACUCGCCUUUUCAUGCUCAAUGUAUUCUCACUGUCAACAAACGGGAGUAUAACGCAACUUAGAAAACCAAAACAAGACUCAAGCUCACACAUUUCUUCAAAUAAGAGGCACAGUGUGCUCGCUUCAAGCCGUUUAUUUGUCACUCCGCACAUAAAACAAAGGAGAAUUAAAUUAAAGGCCCAGGAAAAAAAUGUCUCGUAAAUUUGACACGCCACAGAGAAUGUUGUUAACAAGUCUGGCAGAUUUGACCGAAGAAGGAAGGAAAUAUAUUGAACCAUGAACCGAGCAGCCGGCCACUUUUACUAUUUUAUUCUUUUUCAUUAUAGCCACAUAAAUCAUUUCAGCACCAUG